AUGUUUUGUCCGACGACGGCGACAUCGAAGAAGAGGCUCCUUAUUGUUGAUGGCCACGGUAGCCACGAGACUGACGACUUCAUGUGGACCUGUUUUUCCAACAAUAUCUACCUCCUCUUCUUACCUGGACAUGCCUCCCACGUUCUACAGCCCCUCAACCUGUCGGUUUUCUCUCUGUUGAAGACCACUUACCGCCGUGGUAUCAACGACCUCACUGUGAUGACAGACUGUGCCCCCAUUGGCAAGAGGCUCUUCUUACGGCGUUAUGCGCAAGCCAAGAACGAUGCCAUCAAAGAAAGGAAUAUCCGAAGUGGCUGGAAGGCAUCAGGAUUGUGGCCAGUCAACCUAGACAAACCUCUGAUGAGCCGUCUACUGUUGAACCCAACCAGCCAGUCAGUCAGUCAGCCAGUCAAAUCUAACGUAAUCUAUUACCUUUCCGGUCACUUCCCUGCCCCACACCCCACCACGUCGACUUCGGACUCGCUCCACUACGCCAUUGUGCCCGGCAAAAUGCCAAAGCCUCUACAGCACGAAGAUAAGAUCCAAUUAGCACUCGAGGCCUUACGUUCAGGCCAAAUCAAAAGCAUUCGCAAGGCUGCAGCCGCAUUUGACGUACCGAAUAGGAUUUUACAAGAACGCGUCAAGGGGGUGCUACACGUCAACAAGCGCAAGUCAAGAGUCGAAAGCUACUCCCGACCGAAGAAUCUGCCCUGA
Messenger RNA from Chaetomium globosum CBS 148.51, 714 nucleotides. RefSeq lists its product as uncharacterized. The coding region runs from base 1 to 714 and encodes 237 amino acids. Gene Ontology annotation, molecular function: DNA binding. The transcript has 2 exons. Lineage: Eukaryota; Fungi; Ascomycota; Sordariomycetes; Sordariales; Chaetomiaceae. The record is from RefSeq and is a predicted model, not a curated record.